Jaculus jaculus (lesser Egyptian jerboa) is the source of this 775-nucleotide messenger RNA. It is a transcript of the gene Reep5, whose product is annotated as receptor accessory protein 5. Lineage: Eukaryota; Metazoa; Chordata; Mammalia; Rodentia; Dipodidae. The record is from RefSeq and is a predicted model, not a curated record. The coding region runs from base 76 to 645 and encodes 189 amino acids. The transcript is spliced from 5 exons.
GCACCCGGCCGGCAGCCUCGCCUCGUCUCUCCUCGCCUCGCGAUCGCGGCGGGCCGCGGCGCCCGGGUCCCCGCCAUGUCUGCAGCCAUGAGGGAGAGGUUCGACCGCUUCCUGCACGAGAAGAACUGCAUGACCGACCUGCUGGCCAAGCUCGAGGCCAAGACCGGGGUGAACCGGAGCUUCAUCGCGCUCGGUGUCAUCGGGCUGGUGGCUUUGUACCUGGUGUUCGGUUAUGGAGCCUCUCUCCUCUGCAACCUGAUAGGAUUCGGAUACCCAGCCUACAUCUCAAUGAAAGCCAUAGAGAGUCCCAACAAAGAUGAUGACACCCAGUGGCUAACAUACUGGGUAGUGUAUGGUGUGUUCAGCAUCGCCGAGUUCUUCUCUGAUCUCUUCCUGUCCUGGUUCCCCUUCUACUACAUGCUGAAGUGCGGCUUCCUGCUGUGGUGCAUGGCCCCCAGCCCUUCCAAUGGGGCGGAACUGCUGUACAGGCGCGUCAUCCGUCCUGUCUUCCUGAAACAUCAGUCGCAGGUCGACAGUGUGGUGAAGGACCUGAAAGACAAAGCCAAGGAGACCGCAGAUGCCAUCACGAAAGAAGCCAAGAAAGCUACUGUGAAUUUGCUGGGUGAAGAGAAAAAGAGCACCUAAACCCCUGCCUGAUGGACCCUUCCACCCUCUGAACGGCCUCUCAGAGCUUGAUGUUGUAUCAGGGACUGCGGUAGAGUCAGUCAUGUUGCCUUGGAAACAUUUGUGACAUUAAAAAUGGAAUGUGUUGUAA